Messenger RNA from Nannospalax galili (Upper Galilee mountains blind mole rat), 4759 nucleotides. RefSeq names its product N-acetyltransferase 10 (gene Nat10). NCBI's taxonomy places the organism in Eukaryota, Metazoa, Chordata, Mammalia, Rodentia, Spalacidae. Gene Ontology annotation, molecular function: ATP binding; 18S rRNA cytidine N-acetyltransferase activity; tRNA binding. The record is from RefSeq and is a predicted model, not a curated record. Bases 18 to 3098 code for a protein of 1026 amino acids. Gene Ontology annotation, cellular component: nucleolus; 90S preribosome. The transcript has 28 exons. Gene Ontology annotation, biological process: rRNA acetylation involved in maturation of SSU-rRNA.
AGUGAUAGUCUUUCACCAUGAAUCGGAAGAAGGUGGAUAACAGAAUCCGGAUUCUCAUUGAGAAUGGCGUCACUGAGCGGCAGAGGUCUCUGUUUGUUGUAGUUGGAGAUCGAGGAAAAGAUCAGGUGGUCAUACUCCAUCAUAUGUUGUCCAAAGCAACUGUGAAGGCCCGGCCUUCGGUCCUGUGGUGUUAUAAGAAAGAGCUGGGGUUUAGCAGUCACCGGAAGAAGAGAAUGCGGCAGUUACAGAAGAAAAUAAAGAGCGGAACCUUGAACAUAAAGCAAGAUGACCCCUUCGAGCUCUUUGUCGCAGCUACCAACAUUCGCUACUGCUACUACAAUGAAACCCACAAGAUCCUGGGCAAUACUUUUGGCAUGUGUGUCCUCCAGGAUUUCGAAGCCUUAACUCCGAACUUGCUUGCCAGAACUGUAGAAACAGUAGAAGGCGGUGGGCUGGUGGUUAUCCUCCUACGGACCAUGAACUCACUUAAGCAGUUGUACACAAUGACCAUGGAUGUGCAUUCCAGAUACAGGACUGAGGCCCAUCAAGAUGUGGUGGGAAGGUUUAAUGAGAGGUUUAUUCUCUCUCUGGCAUCUUGUAAGAAGUGUCUGGUCAUUGACGACCAGCUCAACAUUCUGCCCAUCUCCUCCCAUGUGGCCACCAUUGAGGCCUUACCUCCACAGGCUCCGGAUGAGAAUCUCAGUCCUUCUGCUCUGGAGCUUCAGGAGUUGAAAGAGAGCCUACAGGACACUCAGCCUGUUGGUGUGUUGGUGGACUGCUGCAAGACACUAGACCAGGCCAAAGCUGUCUUGAAAUUCAUUGAAGGGAUCUCAGAGAAGACCCUAAGGAGUACCGUGGCACUCACUGCUGCCCGAGGACGGGGGAAAUCUGCAGCCCUGGGAUUGGCUAUUGCUGGAGCAGUGGCAUUUGGGUACUCUAAUAUUUUUGUUACCUCCCCAAGUCCAGAUAACCUCCACACUCUGUUUGAAUUCGUAUUUAAAGGAUUUGAUGCUCUGCAGUAUCAGGAGCACCUGGAUUACGAGAUUGUUCAGUCUCUAAAUCCUGAGUUUAAUAAAGCGGUGAUAAGGGUGAAUGUUUUCCGGGAGCACAGGCAGACCAUUCAGUACAUCCAUCCUGCAGAUGCAGUGAAGCUGGGCCAGGCUGAGCUUGUUGUGAUUGAUGAAGCUGCCGCCAUUCCCCUCCCACUGGUGAAGAGCCUGCUUGGGCCUUACCUCGUUUUCAUGGCAUCCACCAUCAAUGGCUACGAGGGCACUGGCCGCUCACUGUCCCUCAAGCUUAUUCAGCAGCUUCGUCAGCAGAGUGCCCAGAGCCAGGUCAGCACCACUGCUGAGAACAAGACCACUACAACAGCCAGACUGGCCUCAGUGAGGACCUUGCAUGAGGUUUCCCUCCAGGAGUCGAUCCGCUAUGCCCCUGGGGAUGCAGUGGAGAAGUGGUUGAACGACCUGCUGUGCCUGGACUGCCUCAACAUCACUCGCAUAGUUUCUGGCUGCCCCUUGCCUGAGGCCUGCGAGCUCUAUUAUGUUAAUAGAGAUACCCUCUUUUGCUACCACAAGGCCUCUGAAGUUUUCCUCCAGCGACUCAUGGCCCUCUAUGUGGCUUCUCAUUACAAGAACUCUCCCAAUGACCUCCAGAUGCUUUCUGAUGCACCUGCUCAUCACCUCUUCUGCCUUCUGCCCCCUGUGCCUCCCACCCAGAAUACUCUGCCAGAAGUGCUUGCAGUUGUCCAGGUAUGCCUUGAGGGGGAGAUUUCUCGACAGUCCAUCUUGAAUAGCCUGUCUCGAGGCAAGAAGGCUUCAGGGGACCUGAUUCCAUGGACAGUGUCAGAACAGUUUCAGGAUCCAGACUUCGGAGGCCUUUCUGGUGGAAGGGUUGUUCGCAUUGCUGUGCACCCAGAUUAUCAAGGGAUGGGCUAUGGUAGCCGUGCUCUGCAGCUGCUACAGAUGUACUAUGAAGGCAGGUUCCCUUGUCUGGAGGAAAAGGUCCUUGCAACAUCACAAGAAAUCCACACCGUGAGCAGUGAGGCUGUCAGCUUGUUGGAAGAAGUCAUCACUCCACGGAAGGACCUGCCUCCCUUACUCCUUAAACUGAACGAGAGGCCUGCGGAGUGUCUGGAUUACCUGGGGGUUUCCUAUGGCUUGACCCCCAGGCUCCUCAAGUUCUGGAAACGAGCUGGUUUUGUUCCUGUCUAUUUGAGACAGACCCCAAAUGACCUGACUGGAGAACACUCAUGCAUCAUGCUGAAGAUGCUGGCUGAUGAGGACGAGACUGAGCAGGGAGCUUGGCUUGCAGCCUUUUGGAAAGAUUUCCGAAGACGGUUCCUGGCCUUGCUGUCCUACCAGUUCAGCACCUUCUCUCCGCCCGUGGCUCUGAACAUCAUUCAGAACAGGAACAUAGGGAAGCCAGCCCAGCCAGCCCUAGGCCGGGAGCAGCUGGAGGCGCUUUUCCUCCCGUACGACUUGAAGCGGCUAGAGAUGUACUCUCGGAACAUGGUGGACUAUCACCUCGUCAUGGACCUCAUCCCAGCCAUUUCCCAGUUGUAUUUCCUGAACCAGCUGGGGGAUCUCGCCCUGUCUGCUGCCCAGUCAGCUCUUCUCUUGGGAAUUGGCCUACAGCAUAAAUCUGUGGAUCAGCUGGAAAAGGAGAUCGAGCUCCCCUCAGGCCAGUUGAUGGGGCUUUUCAAUCGGAUCGUCCGCAAAGUUGUGAAGCUAUUUAAUGAUGUGCAGGAAAAGGCCAUUGAGGAGCAAAUGGUGGCAGUGAGGGAUGUCGUCAUGGAGCCCACGAUGAAGACCCUGAGUGAUGACCUGGAUGAAGCAGCAAAGGAAUUCCAGGAGAAACACAAGAAAGAAGUGGAAAAGCUGAAGAACAUGGACCUCUCUCAAUACAUAAUUCGAGGGGACGACGAAGAAUGGAAUGAAGUUUUAAACAAAGCUGGGCAGAACACCUCCAUUGUCAGCCUGAAAAGUGACAAGAAAAGGAAGUUGGACACAAAACAAGAACCCAAACAGAACAAGAAGUUGAAGAAAAACAGAGAGAUGAAGAACAAAAAAGAGAUGAAACUGAAGUGGAAGAAAUAGUGAAGAGCGAAGGGAUAACACAGACUUCCAAACCAUUUGUAGCUGUGCAGGGUGGCAGCCUGGACAGUAAGAGCAGCAAGAGUCCCCAGCAGAGGCAGGUGCCAGGACUCAGGCCUGUCAGUCCACCUGUGUGCCCUCCAUGCUUAAAGGCAAACUCGCUCCCAAAUGAUCUGCUUAGAACUUGGUGGGCAAAGCUGUGGCACUGCCAGGGGGCUGUCAUCUGUUUCCCCACCCUCCUCCACAAGAGCCGCCUUUUCCAGAAGUUCCCACUUCACAUUGGGCCGUGUUGAUUCUUGUUCUUCGCUGCCAUUCGAUACACAGCUUUCUUGUGGACUCCUGGGUCUCGUUGUGGACCUGUCCAGGGCUGCAGGACAUCUUGCACAUCUUCUGUUCCUCUCCUGGCUGCAGCUGACCUGCUGCCCUCAGUGUCCUAGGAAAGCCUGAGCCCUAAGUUAAGUAGGCCACAACAUCUGAGUCCCUAGAUCCUAUUGGUUACAUCGUUUGGGAAUGUCAAGAAAGGCUCUUCCUAGCAGAGCUAAGGGGGAGGGAGAGAGUAUCUAUUUUUAAUAAUAUCCUAGAAAGACCAUUUGCCUGUCUGCUUAUAAAAUCCAUGUCUUUGGAAAGUUGUAUGUUGCCUUGUUCUUGCUGGGCUUUGCUGCCAGAUCAGAUAUGGGUCUUUAGGUAUCAUGGCCACAGGUGUACUUUGUGACUAGAGCUUCCCAACCUAGGCACCUAUGGGAGAAGUAGCAGUUACUGAGUGGCACAGUACUCACUUUGAGGGCUUGGUGUGGUAAUUGGAGCUCAGCUUCUGCCAGGUCCUUUAGUCUAUCCUAUUUAUUGGGGACAGAAGUUACCUGGUUUUAUUGUGUAUACUCUGUGCCUGUGUUUGAUGAUGUCUACAUCAUGAAUGCACAUAGAUCUUUGCCCAGCACUAAUUGGCAGAAGUCUUAAUUGACAAGGUGGGGAAAAGAAGCUUCUAGACCAACAGGUAAUAAGCAUAGGACUUAUGGGGGCAGAACUUCUAGCAGGAGAAGCAUGGGUGCUGUGCCCAUUGCUAGGACUGUUCUGCCUCCUCUUCAGGUCAGGCCCUGUUUCAUGGAACUACCCUUCUUGCCACAUACUCUCUGCACACCCUAUGUUGGUCUGCAGGGAAGCUUGUUGAGAUGAGACAGGAAAGUGCUUUUUUGGCUAUGUUCUUAGGUGGCUGCUCAAGGCUGCCAGAAUCUGGGUGUGGUAGCCUUUAAUCCCAGCACUUGGGAGGCAGAGGCAGGUGAAUCUCUGAGUUCAAGCCUACCCGGUCUACAUAGUUUCAGGCCAGCUGAGGCUACAGGGAGACCCUGUCUCAAAAAGACCCCACCCCACUCCAAAGAAUAUGGCCAGAAAAGCAGUGUGGGAUUCCCAGAUGGUAGAGCUGGUUAGUUUGAUAGAAGUCCAAGCCCUUGCUCAUGUCCCCAGCCCUAAGACUGUCCACUAGCUCUGUUCUGGGCACAAUGUGGGGUUUUUGAGGCCACACCAGCCUUAUGAGGUUGGUUAUGGCUUUGUCCUGACCCUCUCAGAUCUUGGGCACCACUGUGGUUUUAGUGUCCCCAGUCUCCAUGUGGUUGGGAGGGCUCUGCCCUCAUGAGCACAUUGAUCUGUGUGAAUAAAUGGGUUGACAAAAA